AUGCCAAAGGAAUCGUUACCGACGGAGGAGGAGAUUGAGAUGCCAAAGGAAUCGUUGAGUGAUUGCGCGCCUUCAUCGGUUAAGAAAAAUAAACAUAUUGCCGGUCUUGUUCGGAUUUAUGAUGAUUCCUCUAACAACACCUUUUUACGUGUCACUAAUGUAUCUGAUCCAUCUAAAGGGGAAAGGGUAUAUUGCAUGAAUGAACACCCCAAUUUUUUGAUGAGGACUACUUUUACUAUACUUAAAGCAUGGCAACUUGUUUGA
Messenger RNA from Lathyrus sativus (Indian pea), 264 nucleotides. The record is from the annotation of a GenBank genome assembly. Lineage: Eukaryota; Viridiplantae; Streptophyta; Magnoliopsida; Fabales; Fabaceae.